Messenger RNA from Lethenteron reissneri (Far Eastern brook lamprey), 11615 nucleotides. RefSeq names its product myocyte-specific enhancer factor 2A-like. The record is from RefSeq and is a predicted model, not a curated record. Gene Ontology annotation, biological process: cell differentiation; positive regulation of transcription by RNA polymerase II; heart development. NCBI's taxonomy places the organism in Eukaryota, Metazoa, Chordata, Hyperoartia, Petromyzontiformes, Petromyzontidae. Gene Ontology annotation, molecular function: RNA polymerase II cis-regulatory region sequence-specific DNA binding; histone deacetylase binding; protein dimerization activity.
UGGUGUUGGAGGUGGGUUGGUGUGGAGGGAGAGAGAGAGGAAGAGAGAGAGAGAGGAGAGGAGCGAUAUUUUCUUUUGGUGUGAGAUCGAGAGAAAAUCGUCCGACUGGCACGGGUGACGACAAGGCAAGAGAGAGAGAGAGGUCCUUCUCGAUCUGGCUGGCACAGAGUCUGAGAAGAGGUCUCCGAUUGGUGGACGGCGCGUGGACUGACGGACCGACCCACUGCUCAUCUCAAUGCGGCUGGAUUCGCGCUGAAGUUCAUUUCGAAGCGAUUCGAGAGGAACCGUCGAGCUUUAACGGGAGGUGCCGAAGACUUGAGAAGAGGGUUCUGCGGGCGGAUUCGAGGAGGUGUCGAGUAUUUUGGAGAAGAGGACGUGAAAGAGAGACAAGAGAGAGAAGAGAGAGAGGAGAGAGCGAGAGUGAGAGCAGACAACCGCGAAGAUGGGGCGGAAAAAAAUACAAAUAGCAAAAAUAAUGGACGAGAGAAACAGACAGGUGACGUUCACCAAGCGCAAGUUCGGCCUCAUGAAGAAGGCCUACGAGCUGAGCGUGCUGUGCAACUGCGAGAUCGCGCUCAUCAUCUUCAACAGCUCCAACAAGCUCUUCCAGUACGCGAGCACCGACAUGGACAAGGUGCUGCUCAAGUACACCGAGUACAGCGAGCCGCACGAGAGCCGCACCAACUCCGACAUCCUAGAGACGCUGCGCAAGAAGGGCAUGAACGGGUGCGAGAGCCCCGAGGGCGACGUGGAUGAACUGCUCGGCCCGCACAGCCCCAUGGGACAGGACAAGUUCCUACGCGACGACGGAGACAUGACGGGGAGGGCUGGAAUCCCUUCCCACGGUUUUCAGCUACCGCUGAGCAUGAGCUCCGGCGGGAGCAUGGGCUACGGGGUGACGGGGGGAGCGACGCUCUCCAGCCCCGGGAUGCGACCCGCGAGCACGGGAAGCUUGCUUGGAGGAGACUUGACGGUGUUGACUGGUGCAGGCACCAGUCCUUUAGCAAACGGCUACCCUCAUCAGAGAGGGUCGCCAGGUAUUCUGGGCCCUGGUGGUCAUGUGAUCCGGCCUGGGGGGGGCGGCCUGGCCGCCAAGAGCCCCCCCCCGCCGCAAGGGCACCCCCUACGCAAGCCAGACCUGCGAGCGGUUGUACCCCAGAGUUGCAAGAAUCCUGCUGGCAGCAUGAAUCAAAGGUUAACAAAUUCCCACGCUUUGCAAGCCUUGGUGACACCCAGCCAACUCAGCAGCUACCAACCAAACUACAGCACAGAGUACGCGCUGUCGAGCGCCGACCUGUCGGGCCUCACUGGGUUCAACUCUCCCGGCUCUUUAAGCAUCAGCUCCCUCUCCAACUGGCACCACCAGCAGGGCACCAACAUCAACCAGCUGCUGUCGUGCGGCUACCCGAGCGUCAAGUCGGAGCCGCUGUCUCCGUCGCGGGACCCCAUCUCGUCGGGCGGUGGUCCCGGCUACCCGGGGGCCGCCACCAUGCAGCGGCAGGACCCCCUGGGGCGUCCGAGCGAACGCCUGAGCCCCUACGAGGGUGGCGAGCCGGAUGACCCCUGCGGCGGCACCGGGGGCGACUACCUCAUGCCCGCCGGGAUGGGUCGGGCGGGGCAGCAUCCUCAUCAGCAGCAGCAGCAGCAGCAGCAUCAUCAGCAACAGCAACAGCAGCAGCAGCAUCAUCAGCAGCAUCAUCAGCACCACCUCCAUCAGCAGCAGCAGCAGCAGCAUGAGGCAAGCGGAGGGGAAGGGCCGUUGUUGAAGAGGGCGCGGCUCACGGAGAGUUGGGCGACGUAGGGCGCCACGUGGCGUCGACGGAAACGAGAAACCCCACGGCGGUCGAUAGCGGUAACAACAAACAAACAACAACAACAACGUUAGAAACAACGGCAACGCGUAUUUUAACCUCCCCCCGCAAAUUGAGAAAACUUUCUAAUUUAAUGUAGUUGUAAUACUACUACUAAUAAUGGUAUAAGUAAAGAAAUUUCUAAGAAAAUAGAGGUGAGCAUAAAGACUGGAGUGAAAUAUCACACACACACCACAACAACAACAACUAGUAGAACUAUCAACAAAGGCAUCAACGAGCAAAUUUUUUUUUUUUUAGGAAAACGCCGCGAUUCCCCAAAACGGCCGUUUAAAAGACCGAGGCAUUUACGGGUUGCGUACGUUUAAUUUGAGCCGUUUAAAGCAAGACGGCCGAGCAUUAUACCUGUACAGAAUAAAAGCGCACCUAGCCUGGCACAACGGGCCGCGGUUUGGCGUCGCUCGGCGGGGCCACCGUGCUCGCGACGCGGGGCGAGAGACGUUUAGAAUAAUAAAGAGAUAAACACAAACAUGUUAACUUGACGUUGGGGCACUCCUCCGAGUGUGAACCGCGGGCACGGGUCGGGGGGGCGGGGGGGGAGAGGGGUGCGAAAGCCGCUGAGCGGUUGGGCGAGCGAGCCGAACAAAGCUGAGGAGUUAUCGUUUUUAUUUUAUAUACAAACUGUUCUGUUUAAAAAACAAAAAAGAUGUUAAAAAUCAACGCUCGUGCGCGCGCGCGCGCCGCACACACGCAACAAUGCACAGCGACAGACGAACAAACGGAACGACGAGCGUGCGUCUCGGUCGCGGGGAACGUGAAACCCUCGACGACCGCCCGUCGCGUUCGAGCCGGUUCCUUCCACAAGCGGAAGGUGGUGAUCCGUUUAGAGACGCCCCGACAGAAUAACGGCGACUUGCGAGCCGUUCACCCAGGAGAGGGAAAAGACGAUUUUUAUUUCGGAGUCCCACCGGUAAGGUCAACGCGCUCCCCCUCGCACCUUGUAACGCUCGGCCUCCUCAAGGCACGGGGUGCGGUGGGGGCGGGGGGCAGUCGCGUUCACAGUGUCCACUCGCUCGUUGAGAAGAGAGAGAGAAGAUAUCUGCGGGGUGUCUGUAAAUGGAUCACCAUGUAUUUUCACGGGCAGCAAGGCCGCAUGGUGAACCGGUCGUAGGCACGAUUCACUGGCCCCUUACACCACCCCCCCCCCCCCCCCCUAUUCCACCCGUGGCGCCACCACGAUUCAAUUGCUGGGUCAAACGUCCGAUUAUUUAAAAGUUCGAUUGUGUUUUUGUCUCGUUUGUAUUUGUGCAGAGUCAAUUGUCUUUCGUUUGUCCCGUCUCGUUCGUUCCAUUAGCCCUUCCGUAGCCCUUUGCGUGCGGAUUACACACAAGUCAUAACCAAUCGGCUAUCACCCGCACAAUUUUAAUUUGUCUAACACACGCGUAUAAGAACCGAUGUUGAUCCGAUUCGUUCCGUGCCUGUGAACUGCGAAGCCGUCACGAACCACAGCAGAACUUUAUCUCAAACUUUGCUCAUCGCCAAAAAACGUAAUUUGGCCAAACAUUACAUGCAGGCGGACUCUCACAAACUAAAUAAAAGUCUUGGGGACUCAGGGAAGCUCUCCUAAGUCAACACAUCGCAAAUUGGAGAAAAAUGUACGAUUAUGUCACGGCUUUGUUGCUUUACAUAACCGAUCGUUUCAAGCGGCAUUGUUUUUUUUUGGGAUUUGGCGAAUCGAUCGUUCGUCUCUGCACCCUUCCACAACCUACGGCACCUCCGUCACGACGACGCGAGCGGUCCGAGGCCGUGGCCCUCUGCGAAGCCCUUGGGCAGCGCGACGCGUGUCGUCCCCUGCCUCCCUCCCUGACACGACGCUCAUCUCGAGACAACCGCGGACGAACGGGGCGGGCGUUAGAGUGGUGGCGCCGUAUCAAGAUUCGCGCGCGCCGCUUUUUUGUUUUCACCGCUGCGUCGCGUCGGUCGCGGCUAGCCCGGCGAGCGAAUUUAUUUCGGGUAAAGUGAGCGAGCGCGGUGGCAGUGCGCGCCGCCCAAGACAGGCUGCUGCUGCGUGGGCGUUUUUCUUUUUUCUUGUUUUCCUCCGCGGUCGCGCUGAAGUGCGGCUCUCCGACGUGAUUUCAGGGCGUGCCUGCGUACUGCUCGGCGCGGAGUCCGACGUUUCGCCCCACGUGCUUGGGAGCGCAACGUGCGACAACCGCGUCCCUGAAAACACACCGGAGACCCCCAGCCUGCCUGACCUCGCUGCAGACAAUCGUGGACGCACAGCCAAAGGCUUAAACGCAGGCUGCCACACCCUGGAUAUUGUCUGCUAAUUUAAAAAAAUAUAUAUUGUAAAAAUGAGAGCACACAAAACAACUUAUUGGCAUUUGUAGAUGUUUUUUUUAUUGUACAUGUUAUUUUAAUGAGUUUUAUUGGGCGAGGACAAACGGCGCCCCCCUAUGUAUGAUUGGUCAAACGUGAAAAGCCAUAACAGUCUCUUGGAGAUGCCUCUGACUGCGUGACCUCUAACCCCAAGCGCUCCGCGCAAAACUGCCCCGGCCAUUGACAAUCGAUCGGCACCCUGCCGAGAAAGAAUUAUUUUCAAAUCUGCGCACGUUCAAAAAAAUGUUCACGCUUUAGAGAGAAAACAAUAUAUUUUUUUCCAGCGGAGUGGACUUUCGUCACUGAUUUUUCUUCUGGGGUUCCCUAAAUAUUUGUUGAGCUUGGUCGGCGAAGGAAUGGGAAGACUCUUGUCUUUUUAUAUCUAUAUAUAUAUUAUAACUACUACUACUACUAUUUAUUGUCCUAGAAUAUUUAUAUUCUCUUGGAAAAGGCAGCGGCUGCUUGCACUGCGUAGGAGAGUAAUCUUUCGACGGACACGAUCUGGCACUUGUUCAUUUCACAAGUUCACGCGAGGAAACGUCGCAUCUCGCAGUGUGAAUGGAAGGAAAAAAACACACAUUCAAGAUUUGUGUUUUAGCAUUCACUGUUAACUUGCGAACCGACGCAAUAACAAGCCAUAUGUAAGUAACAAAACAAAUACAAAAUACUUUCGCACAUCGUCACAACUUUGUAUGGAACUCGAACACACAAACACUUUGUCUGGCACUCUCAAAAAGAAGGAAUGCCACUUUGUAACAGCGCGGGGGAGCACGGUGGGGAUGUGAAUAAUCGUUGAAAAUGUAUCGUGUAGAAUAAGACACCCAUCUCACCUGGGGUGAGAAACGGGGGGGGGGGGGGGGCACUUGAUUAGUAGCUGUGGUUUGUUGCAUUGCAUUGUGGGAAGUCCCUACCCAGCCUUAUAAGUCUUACCUAGGCCUCGCCAUCCAUCCCGGGUUUUUUCUCCCCAGAGAUCGUCCUUUCUUUCGUGGUAGCUGUCAUUAGAAUCCUGCCCAGUGGGCGCAUUCCAUCCUUUGGCUGCCAUUCUGUCACCAGUCUCAUCCAUCCGCCAUCAUCCCAAGGAGCGAAGACCUUUACGUUUGUUAACAGUAAAAAAAAACGCGACUUACAAAGCAAAAAUCCCCACAGUAUUUUUCCCCGUUAAUUUUUUUUGUUUUCGGUUCAUUAACACUUUACAUCGUUAGGUUAAUUAAAUCAGCCAACCUCACCUUCCCAGGUGUCUCCCGUCAUCACAAACAAAGACGCCCCAAUGCGUGCCACGCGGUGCGGAAUGACGGCUCAAUGACAGCGCCCCCCCGCCCCUCCACCCUGCCGACGAUGAAACCCACGUUCGUUUCAGCAACUCGUUGUUAGCAACCGAAUCGCCGGCGUGCACGUGGACGGACCAACGGGGGUACUGAGAGCCCGUGUGGUCUCAGAUGCUCAGCCUGGGCAAGCGCCUUGGACGAGCGAGCGCCAACGCGCGUAGAGCGGCUGCCGUAGAGGAUGCCGCAGGGCUACGCAGUGGCAGCGAAAUCCGUAAAGUUGUACUCCGACUCAUAUUCUUAGGUUUUUUCGAUAAAGUCACGUAGGUAAAAAAAUGUAAUUAAUCAAAUAAAAAUAAAAUAAAAAUCACGACGUUUCGGAGGCAACACAAGCUGGCCUUCCUAAAGAGAUGCCGAGAUAACAAGGUAAUACCCAUCGCUUUACAAGGACUGUUUUCUUGGAAUUUCUCUCACUUGAUACAGCUAUCGUGCUGUGACUGUUCCACCUGAAGACGGAAGCUUGUGUUGCCUCCGAAACGUCGUGAUUUUUAUUUUAUUAAUUUAAUUUUUUUACCUACGUGACUUUACCGAAGAAACCUAAGAAUAUGAAUCCUUGCAGUCACGAAAGCUUCAAAUCUAGAAUUGUACUCCGACAUCUAUGCUCCCACGCUCUCUGCUCACGGGGCUUGACCAACCCGCAUUAACCAGCGUGGUGAAGUAUUGACAAAUAACCUGUCAGGGCCCACAGGUCAGCUUUCGUGGUCGUUUGGCUCUCAUCUCUGCUCUUCUGACUUUUUCACCCCCCACACACACACACGCACUCUUGCUCCGAGAUCGGCUUUUGUCACAUGGCAGUCAAACUAAUAUUUAUAAUUGUUCGAGCUGGAAUUUAGCCAAAUUCAGUGUGUAACCAAAGUUAACGUGAUGGGUCUCUGGUGUGCAGUUGCUAUUGUUUGGUGACAGGGCUAAGGCCAUUCACUCGCUUCACUUAAGAACUCAGUUUGAACGACGACCUGAAACCCGAAUUCAAACCCAGGACCUCAGCAGCGUCCUCUGAGCCAACCCAGGCUCUUGGCAUCAUCAAUGUUUCAAACUAUUCUAAAUUACUAAUAGCAGUGAUACAUUUUUUUUGUUCGGUAAAUGUACGGAUUAACAGACAGGGUCGAGUUGUAUUAUUAUCAUCAUUAUAUUUAACAACGCUAAAUAAACUUUCGAGCAUUUGGAAACAUGGACACGGGAGUGUGGCUUUGACGUAAGGAUGUGCACUUUGCUUGUCAACACACAGAAACAACAACAACAAUCCCAAUAAUCGGACUCGGUAAACUUUUUAAAAACGAUAACACAAAAUAUCCACCCACUAUCCUCAUUGGUUGUUCCUCCCUUUUGUAAUUCCGAUGUCAUUUGAAAAGUAUUUUCCGUCAGCGGUUGGCAAUUCACCGGCUAAACCCAGCCCACUCUUGCAGUGAUGCGAGGAAUUGACGCCGUUUCGUGGUCGCGAUUCGAUUCCAGAACUGAAUAUAUAUUUUUUUCUCCCCCAAACUGCGGCGAUUGGUUUCGCGUCUCGAGUGGCUCCAGGGGUGACCUGAACCCACAGCGCGCACACACAAAUUGAAGGACUUCAAAAAUAUCCCGCGCGCGAUUCCAUGCGUGCACCGAUGAGAUUAAUGACCGAUAUUAAUGAACGGGUCGAUGCAUCGUUACACCCAUGAUUUUCAAUGUUUUCACUCCGUUUCCGUUGUGUACGGAGACAAAAUUAUCCUCGAGUUAGAACAACAAUAAUAAUAAUUAUUUAAAAAUCUGAUCUUGCAACCACCGAUUAACAAAACAGUUCCAUGAAAGACGAGGCCAGAAAUUACGCCGAAACUAUUAUUUCAUAACCGAGUACGGGGAUAAGAGACGACGUGAUGAUGAUGACGACGAUGAGAAUGUUAACGUGUAGGUUUGUGCGAGAAAUGUGAAUUGUUGGGCUGUCGAGGAGGCGACGGAUGGAGUUGAGGGGGCGCUGAAGCGUUGUCAAAGGUUCGCGGAGGGGAGUCGUGUGAAUGUAGUGCUCCACGAUUGUGGGGCGGUGGCGGUAGCGGUGGCUGUUGAUGGGAUUGUGGUUGGAGAGAGGUAACGGAAAAUGUGCGACGCAAACGUGGACGAUAAAUCUGCGUUGGUUUUUUGAGGAUCGGCGGGGCGACGAGCGUAGCGGCGUUGCGUGCUUGGCUUUCGGAGUUACCGAGUCCGAAUUUCGACAAGUUGAAAGUCGUGAUAAAGUUGUCAAAAGGGCGAUUGAAGCUUUUGGGCAAUGUCUCGGGACAGUGGCAAACGACAGCGGCAGUGGGCUAAAAUCUCGCGUUUGCCGCGUGAGCGGUCCAGUCAUCGGAAACCACCAAACGGGAAUGUGGCAUUGCGGCGGCACUCGUCAUUUUAACGUUGAAUACGCUGGCCUGGUAAACAACGAAUGAUUUCAAGGACUGUUAUUGACAAACGGUGUCCCGUAAGUGAAGUUGUGGAUAUUCGAGAGAUUGUGACUUGACUCAAGGGCAGGUUCUGUAGUUUAAAACCGCCUCUUGUACAUAGUUGUAUCGCGAACGAGAAGAGUAGGUUUUGAGUUGUUAUCCCCCCUUCUUGUGUGUCUGUGUGCAUUUUCUGCAGACUCUACUGGCGUUUGCUCCCACAUGCAAAAAGUUUUGCCCGUCAAUGGAAUUGGACUGACAUCCCAAUGUAGCAGAGGGGCCCUCUUGAAAACGACUGCUUGAGACUCGCUGAGGUCCUUACGUAAAUAAAAUAAAAGAUGAAAUAUUAUUUAUAAUUGUACGCGUUUAACACUUCGAGCUCAACGCAACUUAUCGCAAGUAACAUUUCAGCCCUUACCGAUUGAUAAUGGCUCCCGUAAAAAAGAAAGUUUUGGUUUGUGGCAUGUGAUGUUUUUUUUUCUCUUUUGGAAUGGUGUGUACUUUUUUUAUCAUUAGAGUAUUUUUUAUUAUUUUACGUUAUUUAUUUUUUUAAUUUCAUGCGUGUGGAAUUGGUUGAGAUUUUAAUUGGAGGGGGGUAGAUAUCAAUUUUUUUUUCUGGCGGGUGGGGAGGGGGGUCCUUUGUAAGCCACACUACGCAAAACAGUGAAAGCACAUCCGCACUGCCAGCGUGCGUGCUGCACACAUUAUUUUUUAAUGCUUUGAGGUUUAAUAUUUAUAGCUUGAAAAAAUAUAUAACUUAAUGUUGUGUUCCUUUAGGGUUCGCUUUGGACAUUCCAGUGUUUAGGAGUAAGAACAAUGCCUCUUUUUCAUUUAAAUCAGUUUCAAAUAUAUACACACGUGGGAUGCUACCGUGGUGUAAUGGUUAGCACGCAGGACUUGCAAUCCAGAGGUCGUCCAGUUCGAUUCCAUCUACUGGCGCAGCAGUUUAAAUAAUGGGUGCAGAGUUUAUUAAAUACUCCCCCCUUGCCCCGGCCACUACUUUAUUAAGUAGAUUCACCGUAAGUUCGUCUAUGAGAGCCCAGAGCACGGUGUGGUGGGGUCAAGUGUGGGUGUACCCCCCCACUUGUCAGAUAUCUUGGCCAGUGUGGAAGUGUAGGUCCGUGGGAGGAGCUGUCUAGAGCUCCCUGGAUAAGGAUGCUCCUUCCACCAGCAGUGGUGGAAACAAGCACUUGCAGGGCUAUGCCUUUAUCCACUCUACCCCCUCCCCUUUUUUAUUUUACACGCGUAAAAUAAUUAAAACCCCCAAAUUGUGUGCCAAAGCAGAAAAUGUCUCAUUAAUGAGAUACGGUAAUUGUCAUGCCUCAAAAUUACCCAUUGAAAUCACAGGCAAAAAAAACGAAAAUCUUGUUUUCAUGAAAUAGACGUUUUCAACUUGCAAAAGCACUGGACUGUCCACAAGCUGUGUUGAUGUGUGUGUGUGUGCGUGCGCGCGUGGACAAACUUAUAAAAGGCUGGUAACUUUUUUUGGCAUCCGCGGUGGGGGGUGGGGGGGUGGUGGGGGUGGUGGCCAGGUUCAGUCACCCACCUCGUGAUUAUCGGCGGGCUCGAGGUCGUAGUGAACGGGCUAAACGAACAGGAGGCCAGAGAGGGGGCUGCGCGAGUCGCGGAUGCCUGUACAUAAAACACGCUGCAGCCCUCUCUCGCUAGUCACGUCCACUGCUGGAUGAUGAGGGGGGGGGGGGGAGGCCCUUCCUGCCCACGCCGUGCCGGUCACGGGCCUUUAUUUUGACCGUGCGCUCUGGUCAGUGCCGGGUUUUGGCGAACGAUGCGGGGGGGGGGGGGGCGUAGAGACGUCGUGAGCAUGGCAGCAGCAGCACGGCGCAACAAAGCGACGUUGCUGCGCUGUCAAGCCGGUGAGUUCUGCGGCACCGUAGCAGCAGCCGACGACACCUCUCUUACGCACGGGUUGGUGGUCGCCCAUUGGAGCACUUAAUCCAGAUUCGAAGUCCCUGCCGAGCUUCUGAGAACGGGCACGAAGCGAUCGGUCAUCUGGAACAGACCCGGCAACUCCGUCGAAGGCCUCGCCUGACCUCCGGUCACUUUCGCGGACGAAUUGACGCGGCUGUCCUUUCUGAGCGGUCUCUUGUUUAAGCGAUCUUACUUUGUAUUGUACGUUGAACUUCUUUUGCACCGUACGUAGCCAACGGUGCGAAGGCGAGGCGCGGGAGAAAGACAGCAAACUUAACACAAAAAGCAGUUCUAAAGAAAUUCGUUUUCAAUCUAGAUGAUUUAAAAAUGCAUAGCUCCAGUGGCUUCCUAAUAUUGGAAGGAAGAGCGUUCCAGACGGCCGCAGAAGCGCAUCCUUGACUGUUGUUCUGUUGUACAACGUCAGGGCGACCGCUACACAGCGCUGGUGGAACACAACACGUGGACGUACGUGCGGUGGGGGGGGGGGGUGACGCGUGGCGUUCACCGGUAGCGUCGUUCACUCUCGCAGCGCUCACUGAAAGCGGCGUGGGAUAUCUUUUAAAUUAACAAUCGCCGUGGCACUUAAAUCCUGCACGAGCUCAUUGGGCAGCGAAGGGCGGUCACGCGCCGGUUUAAAUGCAUUCUGCGAAAGCGAACGACGGUCAGCUCGGACGCACGUGGAACUCGGGCAACAACAACAAAACAAAACCGCAACAUUUAUUUUUCGCCACUUUGCUAAAUUUCUCACGGAGGUAAACCUUGCGCUGGUGCCCGCCCGACCACAUAGAUGCCAACACAGACACGUGACAGCAGCAGCCGCCGGCGCCAUUCGCUAAAUGUACGUCCGUCGAGUUUCUUUCUCGCCACCGCACGCAGCCAACCGUGCUGUCGUCCCCCGAAUGUUUUGUUUGUUAUAAACUAAUGUAGCUGCCCCAAUCGGUACACCUGGCGGAGCCGUCUCCUUCCACUCGGGCGGUGGAGACCAGCUGAGCCACCUGUGUGGAGGGCCACCGUAACGGUGAUGAUGCACCCCGCUCGGGAGGAGAGUAAUCUUGGGUGCUGGUGGGCCCCUCCACCCACCCACCAACAACUCCGGCCCGAACUUCUUGACCCGUUGCCACUAACGCUGGGGCGAGCCGCCACCAAAUUGAUAAAAUAAAAUAGGUGAUCGCAAACAGCCCUAAACCCACACACACACAAGAAAAGUUGAUCUCAGCUGGGUCUGCCUGCAUCGGCGAACCGAAACAUAUUCAUGCACCCUGCAAACCACAUCCAUCGUUCCUCUCGUCAAUGGUUGUGGGACAAUUGUCACAUGCCAAAUGUCUUCAAAUCUACAGGCCUCCCAGAGAACACUUUUGCACCCACACCACACAGAGUGUACCCGUCGCCAUGGUUGCGACUAAAUAUCCAUCGCGUACCAACUCUCCUCUUUAGUUCAGUCUCUCACCAGCUACCCGGAAAACUAAAGUAACGAAAAUAUCGAUUUGAGUUGUUACCCGCUGUUCGGGCAAACGCGCAUAGAUUUGGACACACGGUCGCGCAGCAAAUCGCCUUACCGACGCCUUCCGUCCGUCAGGAUCUCAGUGGGCGUCGAUCGGCCACGAUUUGUUCCGACGUUUCGCUCCACGAGGGGGGGGGGGGGGAAGAGAGCGCGUGGAGAAGAAGCUCGCAGUACCAACCAAAACAGACGGAGAGAGAGAAACCAGCUCGGAGCGUUUGUUACGACGACUUGUGUUGUGGUUUUUCUUUUCUUCUCGCGAUGUCGCGCGUGGUUGUUGUUGUUGUUGUUUUUUUUU